CGACAACAUACGAUCACUAUAAAAGGUUGAUAAUUUCGUUGAACCGCGUAAAAUAUACCAAAAUGUCCACUAUAUCGAUUAAGAUUUUAAGUUUGGUAGUAAUUACUAAUGGCGUAUUUGCGAGUGAUUGUGAGUCAAUUGCUGAUCGGACAGAAGAAUUGUCAAAAUGUUGCACAGUUCAAGAUCCAUUUCCUAGGGAGGCUUUUAUGAAGUGUUACAACGCAGCUCAGGGAACUAACGAGGAAAAAAUAAUUUGCGCAGCAGAGUGCAAUUUCCGAGAAAAUGGCAUUCUGGGCCCGAACAAUGAGCUGAACGAGGAAAAAGCUCUCGAUUAUGUGGACCAUAUCGAGCAGGACGAGUGGCGUGAGCAAGUGGCGGACAUUGUGCAAUCAUGUUGGGCCAAACUUGAUGCCAUGAAGCAAGCUUCAGCUGAGAGAACCACGAAAUGUCCCCUUUUUUACAUGAUGAUGCAAAUGUGUUUGGCGAAUCGCAAGUUUGUUAACUGCCCUGCUCGGGAAUGGCAUUCAUCUGAAUUCUGCGAGGUUGCAAAGCAGUCCCAAUGCUUGAAUACUUUCAGCAAUGGAGCAUAAUAAGAUUAGUUCGAUGCAGA
Culex pipiens pallens (northern house mosquito) is the source of this 610-nucleotide messenger RNA. RefSeq lists its product as uncharacterized. The coding region runs from base 63 to 590 and encodes 175 amino acids. The record is from RefSeq and is a predicted model, not a curated record. Gene Ontology annotation, molecular function: odorant binding. Lineage: Eukaryota; Metazoa; Arthropoda; Insecta; Diptera; Culicidae. The transcript has 5 exons.